GUAGUGUGGAGAGUGGUACUUGAAUCAGCGUGACUUAACCUGGUUUGGUUUCUCUGAUCUUCUCCCUCUUCAAUAAGCGUCACUUUCUCUUGAAUCUACGUUCUGCUGAGAUGAGAAAUAAAUAAUUAAUAUUAUUAUAUUGAUCGAUAGAAACAGACAUAUAUAAGCGCAGAUCGGCAUCAUCGUCUUCUUCUAUACACUUGUCGAUCGCAAAUUCGGAAACCCUAGCUGCUAGAUCUGAUCUCGCUUCCAUGGCUAUGGCGUCACGGAAGCCUCGCGACCGCCAAAUGCUCUUCGACUCCGUCAUCGCGCUCGUCUUCAUCCUCGUCGCCUGCGUCGACCUCUGCGACGGCGCCACUGUCGUCGACGUCUACCGCCUCAUCCAGUACGACAUGUCCGGCGUCCCCUUCGGAUCUCGGCUCGCCAGCCUCAACCACCACGCCGCUUCUCUUCACUUCUCUCCCCACGCCGAUCUCUCUCGCACCGUCCUCCUCAUACCGCUUCGCGAACUCAACAUGUCCUUUGUCAGAGAAUAUAUUGCUGAAAGCAAGCCUCUCGGGGGUUUAAUAUUUUUGCUUCCCCGGAUGUUCAGUUUUGAAAACAAAGAUGGUAUGGGAAGUAGUCAUCAAGAUGGGAGUAAAGAAUUGCUGAAGAAUGUAUUGGAUGAACUUGAACAGAUACUUAUACACACCAACUUGCCUUAUCCUGUUUAUUUUGCAUUUGAGGAUGACAAUAUUGAUGCUGUGUUAACUGAUAUCAAGAAGAAUGACGUCACUGGUCAGCCUGCUACUGCAACAACUGGCGGAUACAAAUUUGUAGUUUCAGCUCCAGAACCAAAGAAAGUUGUAUCUCCUCCCAUUACAAAUAUUCAGGGAUGGUUGUCAGGAUUGAAGACAGAUGAUGAUGCUCAUCAAUUACCCACCAUUGCGAUAGUGGCAUCAUAUGACACCUUUGGGGCUGCUCCUGCAUUAUCAGUUGGAAGCGAUAGUAAUGGAAGUGGCAUUGUGGCUCUUCUUGAAGUUGCUAGGUUGUUUUCUCUCUUAUAUUCUAAUCCAAAGACAAGAGGACAAUACAAUCUGCUAUUUGGGCUAACAUCUGGUGGGCCUUAUAACUACAAUGGAACCCGUAAGUGGCUUCGGAGCUUUGAUCAACGGCUGCGUGAGAGCAUUGACUAUGCUAUUUGCUUAGAUAGUAUUGGCUCCUGGGAAAAUGAAUUGUGGAUUCACGUGUCUAAGCCUCCGGAAAAUGCCUUUAUUAAGAAAAUUGUGGAAGAUUUUUCGAGUGUUGCAGAAGAAUUAGGCUUUAAAGUGAAUCUGAAGCAUAAGAAAAUAAACAUUUCAAAUCCUCGAGUAGCUUGGGAGCAUGAACAGUUUUCAAGGCUGAGAGUUACUGCUGCCACCCUCUCUGAACUCUCCACAGCACCUGAAUUGCUAGAAAAGACUGGUGGUUUGGUUGACGGAAGGCAUUUUGUCAAUGAAGCGGCUAUUGUCAGAAGUGUGAAAUUAAUUGCUGAGAGUCUUGCGAGGCAUAUUUAUGGACAUCAAGGAAAAAAUAUUCAGAUCUUUGCUGACAACAGUAACUUGGCUGUCAAUCCUUCUUAUGUUCGAUCAUGGUUAGAUGUUUUGUCCCAAACACCUCGAGUAGCUCCAUUUUUCUCAAAAGAUGAUCCUUUUGUCAUGGCGCUGAAAAAGGAAUUAGAGGAUCAUACUGAUGAGGUAAAUCUGCAUAGAGACGUGCUAGAUGGAAUCUUCACUUUCUAUGAUUCAACUAGGGCAAAGCUGAACAUAUAUCAGGUUGCAAGUGUCACAUUUGACUUGCUGUUGCUUCUAGUAUUGGGAUCGUAUUUGAUUGUGCUCUUCAGUUUCUUGGUCAUCACCACUAGGGGUCUUGAUGAUCUAAUCAGUCUUUUUCGGCGGCCUCCCUCUCGGAAAGUGAAGACUGCAUAGUAACUGGCAGGACGUAGUUCUUAAGUUUUAAUUAGUAUCUUAGAAUGCAAGUUUCUAAUGAAAAGCUCUGUAGCGGAUUUUUCACGUCAUUUUCUUUAGUGAUUAAAAACAGCAAGAUAUUUAUUUUUGGCUGUACUAAAUUAACGACGCCAAAAUUUUGAUAUUUUUUUGCCCGUUUCACAUUUUUUGUAGUGGAAAAAAUGGUUACUAAUUCAUGCCCUGUGAUCACAAGGCUUACCCGGGUUGUUAUAGGCUUAGUUUCGCUCAAUAAAGGAUUGAUUUGGUUAAUUUAUCAAAUAUAA
Cajanus cajan (pigeon pea) is the source of this 2248-nucleotide messenger RNA. Its product is annotated as M28 Zn-peptidase nicastrin. Lineage: Eukaryota; Viridiplantae; Streptophyta; Magnoliopsida; Fabales; Fabaceae. Gene Ontology annotation, biological process: regulation of signal transduction. Gene Ontology annotation, cellular component: membrane. The record is from RefSeq and is a predicted model, not a curated record.